CCGGCGGGCUGUUUCCUUCCUUCUGCCGCCGUUGCUAGCACGUCCUGUUUUCGUUGGCUGUGCUAGGGAUGGCGGCUACUGCUACUAUAGCUUCUUAGUGCUGGUCCUCGCCCGGAGCUCUAGUGUAGUGCGGCUUCUUCCUUUGUCCUGUUUGCCCGGGUGAAGCUUUCGUGCAGCCCGCAGCAUGGGCCGGGAGUCGCGCCACUAUCGGAAACGAUCAGCAUCAAGGGGACGCUCUGGAAGUCGAUCUAGAAGUCGCUCACCCUCAGAUAAAAGAAGUAAACGUGGAGAUGACAGACGGUCUAGAAGUAGAGAUAGAGAUAGAAGGAGAGAAAGGUCAAGAAGCAGGGAUAAAAGAAGAUCUCGGUCAAGGGACAGGAAGCGUCUGAGGCGUUCCAGAAGUAGAGAGAGAGACAGAAGCCGAGAGCGAAGAAGAUCUCGCAGCCGAGACAGGAGACGCUCAAGGAGUAGAAGCCGGGGCCGAAGAUCCCGAUCCUCCAGUCCUGGCAAUAAAAGCAAGAAAGCUGAGAAUAGAUCUAGGUCCAAGGAGAAAACAGAAGGUGGAGAAAGUUCUAAAGAGAAGAAAAAAGACAAAGAUGAUAAGGAAGAUGAAAAAGAAAAAGAUGCUGGUAACUUUGACCAGAAUAAGCUGGAGGAAGAAAUGAGAAAGCGAAAAGAAAGAGUUGAAAAAUGGAGAGAAGAGCAACGUAAAAAGGCCAUGGAAAACAUAGGAGAACUGAAAAAGGAAAUUGAAGAGAUGAAACAAGGGAAAAAAUGGAGUUUAGAAGAUGAUGAUGAUGAUGAAGACGAUCCUGCAGAAGCUGAAAAGGAAGGAAAUGACAUGGAGGGUGAGGAGUUAGAUCCAUUAGAUGCUUACAUGGAAGAAGUGAAAGAAGAAGUAAAAAAGUUUAAUAUGAGAAGUGUAAAAGGUGGUGGGGGAAAUGAAAAGAAGUCGGGGCCAACAGUCACAAAAGUUGUCACUGUUGUGACUACCAAAAAAGCAGUUGUAGAUUCUGACAAGAAGAAAGGUGAGCUGAUGGAGAAUGACCAGGAUGCCAUGGAGUAUUCUUCAGAGGAGGAAGAAGUUGAUCUUCAGACAGCCCUUACAGGCUAUCAGACAAAACAGAGAAAACUUCUAGAACCAGUUGAUCAUGGAAAAAUUGAAUAUGAACCAUUCAGAAAAAACUUUUACGUUGAAGUUCCAGAACUAGCAAAAAUGUCUCAAGAGGAGGUGAAUGUAUUUCGGUUGGAAAUGGAAGGCAUUACAGUAAAAGGAAAAGGUUGUCCCAAACCAAUUAAAUCUUGGGUCCAGUGUGGAAUUUCCAUGAAGAUCUUAAAUUCUCUCAAAAAGCAUGGUUAUGAGAAGCCCACGCCAAUCCAAACCCAAGCAAUUCCUGCGAUAAUGUCUGGACGAGAUUUGAUUGGUAUUGCCAAGACAGGAAGUGGAAAGACCAUUGCUUUUCUGUUGCCCAUGUUUAGACACAUCAUGGAUCAGAGGUCAUUAGAAGAAGGAGAGGGCCCAAUAGCUGUCAUCAUGACUCCAACUCGAGAACUGGCUUUACAGAUUACUAAAGAAUGUAAGAAGUUUUCGAAGACCCUAGGACUUAGAGUGGUCUGUGUUUAUGGAGGAACAGGAAUCAGUGAGCAGAUUGCUGAACUGAAAAGAGGUGCUGAAAUUAUUGUUUGCACACCUGGUCGAAUGAUUGACAUGUUAGCAGCUAACAGUGGUCGGGUCACAAAUCUUCGAAGAGUGACAUAUGUCGUUUUAGAUGAAGCAGAUAGAAUGUUUGACAUGGGAUUUGAACCACAGGUCAUGCGCAUUGUGGAUAAUGUCCGUCCUGACCGACAGACAGUUAUGUUUUCAGCUACUUUCCCUAGAGCUAUGGAGGCCUUGGCACGCAGAAUACUGAGUAAACCCAUUGAAGUACAGGUUGGAGGCAGGAGUGUGGUUUGUUCAGAUGUGGAGCAACAGGUGAUUGUGAUUGAAGAAGAAAAAAAGUUCUUAAAGUUACUUGAGCUUCUAGGUCAUUAUCAAGAAUCAGGAUCUGUCAUUAUAUUUGUGGAUAAGCAGGAACAUGCUGAUGGUCUGCUAAAGGACUUAAUGAGAGCGUCUUAUCCUUGCAUGUCUCUUCAUGGAGGUAUUGAUCAAUAUGACAGAGAUAGCAUCAUAAAUGACUUUAAGAAUGGAACCUGCAAGCUUCUUGUGGCCACCUCAGUUGCUGCCCGAGGUCUAGAUGUGAAACAUCUGAUUCUUGUAGUAAAUUACAGCUGCCCCAACCACUAUGAGGACUAUGUACACAGAGCAGGACGGACUGGAAGAGCAGGCAACAAAGGUUAUGCCUACACUUUUAUCACAGAGGAUCAAGCUCGCUAUGCUGGUGACAUAAUUAAAGCUCUUGAAUUGUCAGGGACUGUGGUGCCUCCUGAUCUAGAGAAACUUUGGAGUGAUUUCAAAGAUCAGCAGAAAGCUGAAGGAAAAAUAAUUAAAAAGAGUAGUGGGUUCUCUGGUAAGGGAUUCAAGUUUGAUGAAACAGAACAAGCUUUGGCUAAUGAGAGGAAGAAGUUACAGAAGGCAGCUCUUGGUCUGCAAGAUUCGGAUGAUGAAGAUGCUGCAGUUGAUAUUGAUGAACAAAUUGAAAGCAUGUUUAAUUCAAAGAAGAGAGUAAAGGAUAUGGCUGCUCCUGGAACAUCUAGUGUUCCUGCCCCAACUGCAGGAAAUGCCGAAAAAUUAGAAAUUGCUAAGCGAUUGGCUCUCAGAAUCAAUGCUCAGAAGAAUUUGGGCAUUGAGUCUCAGGUAGAUGUGAUGCAACAGGCCACCAAUGCAAUUCUCAGAGGUGGCACUAUUCUGGCUCCCACUGUGUCUGCAAAAACCAUUGCAGAGCAACUUGCUGAAAAGAUCAAUGCCAAGCUCAAUUAUGUGCCUUUAGAAAAACAAGAAGAGGAGAGACAGGAUGGUGGACAGAAUGAAUCUUUUAAGAGAUACGAGGAAGAAUUAGAGAUUAAUGACUUCCCACAGACGGCGAGGUGGAAAGUUACCUCUAAGGAAGCUCUACAGAGAAUCAGUGAAUAUUCCGAAGCUGCUAUUACAAUCAGAGGAACUUACUUCCCUCCUGGCAAAGAACCCAAGGAAGGAGAACGGAAAAUUUACUUGGCAAUUGAAAGUGCUAAUGAACUGGCUGUGCAGAAAGCAAAAGCAGAAAUCACCAGGCUCAUAAAAGAAGAAUUGAUCCGACUGCAAAAUUCAUACCAGCCGACAAAUAAAGGAAGAUACAAAGUCUUAUAAACAUCUAAAAAACCUUUUUUUUUUUUUUUUUUUUAACCUGUGCUGGUCUGUGAUACAGUGGCAAUUGUCUGAAGUUUACAAUGUAUUGUAAAUUAAGAUUUUUAAAAUUCCAUCUUGUUGAUUUUUUAAAUACAAGAAACCAGUUUUUGCUAAAGAAAUCUUCGGUCAGUAAGUAGCCCCACAAUUCAAACUAUAUUUAAAGCAGGCCUGUUUUCAGAGUAUAAUACCUUUAAUGUAAAACUUAAAUAUUGGUAUUUUAAAUAUCUGGAUAAUAUUCUAGAGGUUUAAAAAUGGAAACAUUUGGGCUUUGUAUUGAGGUAAUAAAGAAUACAAGUAACUAAGGAGCAACACAUCUUAUCCUCUUUCAACAAAAUUACCUCCUGAGAAAAAGUGAAAUUCUGUCAUAUUUUGUGUCAACCCCUCCCCAAGCUGAAAUCUUACUCAAUUCAGCAGACCAUCUAAACUGGAUUUAAGAAUGUUAUAAUAGAAGCUUUACAAAUUAGGUUCAGAAUUUUUUUUAAUCAUUGUAAAUUUGCGAUAGUUGGAUUAUUUUUGGUUUUUGUAAAAUUAAACAUUUGUAGCAUAAGAACUUUUUGCAUUUCUUUACACUGCAAAGUUUUAGUAUGUACUACUUUUAGGUUCCUCUUGCAACCUCUAGCUGUAUGCCUAGGAAUUAAUUCUUUCUUAAUCUUAUUUAAAAGAGAACAGUUGUAGCCUAUAAAUAUUAAAUAUGAUUCCUUUUCCCCCUGAAAGUGUUUUUUUAGACAUCUGUACAUAUGGUAUGUACAAACACCCUACUACUUUUCAUCUACUUUUCCUUCAAGAUUAUCAUAGGCUGUGAAUUUUUUUCUUAAAACAUUUACAUUUGGGAGGCUGAGACAGGAGGAUUGCUGUAAAUUCAAUGCCAGACUGGGCUACAUAAUGAGUUCAAGGCCAGCCUGAAUUUCAUAGUGAGACCCUGUAUCCAAAAAAGUAAAAAUAAAACAUACUGGUACAUAAGUUUUAGACAGACUUCAACAUCUCUGUGAAAUGCAGUGCACAAGGAAUCAAAAUUGUAUUUUGAGCCCUCAAGGUCUAACUCUGGAAUAUUCUAAUUUAAAUGGCUAUCAUUGGAUUACCUAGUUCUUUCCAAGACCUCAGGUGUAUUAGAACUUCAUAUUGUCACUUGAAAAGGUUUUUUCAGGAAUUAAGUAGAUGUAUUUCUUAAAUUAAGAAACAGCCUCUAAAUAUUCUUAAUAGUUUUCAAAAGAACAAAAAUCAAAGUAUUUUAUCAUUUUAAUAUUACAGGCAAUAGCCCAAGUGACAAGGCAUAUCAAUAAUUUCUUCAAAAUAAAUUAUCUAUUUAAAAAGUAAGAUAGAACUGGAAAGUAUUUUUAGAUCCCUUACACAUUCACUUAAAUAAUUGAAGGAAGAAGACAGACAAAAUACAUGUAACAACAGAAUCAAAUAAACCAUUUACUCUAA
Heterocephalus glaber (naked mole-rat) is the source of this 4747-nucleotide messenger RNA. It is a transcript of the gene Ddx46, whose product is annotated as DEAD-box helicase 46. NCBI's taxonomy places the organism in Eukaryota, Metazoa, Chordata, Mammalia, Rodentia, Bathyergidae. The record is from RefSeq and is a predicted model, not a curated record. Gene Ontology annotation, molecular function: nucleic acid binding; ATP binding; RNA helicase activity.